Messenger RNA from Rubroshorea leprosula, 395 nucleotides. The record is from the annotation of a GenBank genome assembly. NCBI's taxonomy places the organism in Eukaryota, Viridiplantae, Streptophyta, Magnoliopsida, Malvales, Dipterocarpaceae.
AGGAACUCCAAAGCCUUGACAACAUUAGUACCAAGUGUACACUCAGUUGCAUAGCUGUUUUCUACUCUGCAUGAAGGAUGACAGCAUUGAGGGCAUAUAUGACCCUCUGAAGGAGUGCGCUGUUACAAGUAAAUCUGAGGAAUUGGGCAAGGAUGCUUAUUCUGCAAGGAAACUCUGGUUUGAGAUUCUAAUUUCUCAGAUUGAAACAGAAACUCCUUAUGAGCUUUUUAAGAGGUUAUUGAGUUCACAAGUCUUAACAGAAACUGCAGUGUGCAACGCAUGCAUAUAAUAUUUCCAAUGGGUGUUCAACUGUAAGGUCUCAAUUCAAAGCAUGUGAAGUUUGUUUGAUGUAUGUGUAAAAAUUUUUAAUCUUUUAAUUAAUUCCAAAGGGACUU